GAAACGGAGACGACCCAGGGGGCAUAUGAAUUUUUUUGGAAGAUCGAGCAGAUCAAAGCCGCGACAACACUAUAGACCAACACACUCCUCCUGCUGCUGUACUUCUAUUUUCGACGUAACGAGUUGUUAGUGAGGAGAGACCAUGUCCGACACCAAGGAAAGCAAGGAGGAAGGAGGAGAGCCCCCAUCCAAGAGGGCCAAAUCAGAAGAAGACGAGGAAGAGGCAGCAGAUGAGUGGACUGUGUUAGCGGACUCUUAUGUCAAAGUGCUGGUGCCCAGCUUUGACCCCAUUUACAAGGCGGUCGCCGAGGUACUGGACGGCGCCACUGAUCCUCCUCGGUGUCUGAUGGAUUAUGGAUGCGGACCAGGAGAACCAGCCUUGACACUAUUGAAGGGAAUCUCUGGCAUGAAAAAGGUUCUGGGUGUCGACUCUACCAAGCCGAUGCUGGAGAUUGCCAAAAAGCGGGCCGAAGAAGCAUCUGCACAAGAUCGCAUUGUGUUUCACCAUGUUCGUCGCGAUAUUUCCAUGGUGGACUUCAAGGCUCAAAUCGCAGGCCUUACAACUACCACUAGUUUGGAUUUGGUGGUAUCCGCCUUUGUUAUGCAUUAUGUGGAUUUUCCACGUCGUGUGGAAUUGGUAACUGCUUUCUUGGAAAUGGCUCCUCAUUUGCUGUUGGUGACUUGGGGGCAGCAAUCCAAAGUGGGAUUUCUGAGAGCCAUCAAGACGUUUGGGAAAUGGAAGGGAUCGGCAGACUCGACCAAAGAUAUCUGCGAGUUGGGGAUUAUAGACGAAGAUGAUGGCAACCCACAAUCUCCCAGAGGUUCCUUCACAAUGUCUCGCAAGGAGAACUUUCAGUGCAUUGUGGAUAAAGUCGAGAAUGUGGCUGUGCAGUUGUCAUCUUUUGAAACUCGCACCAUUCCAAUCCGAUUUCCCAGUGUGGCGACCUUGUUGAAUUUCUUGCCCAUGGCCACUGACAAGAGUGACUGUCAGGCGGUUUGGAAACUCCUUCAAUCGUGGGGCAAAGAGCACGUGGAGGUUGGAGACGGACCAGAUGACGAGUUGGUGUUCCCUUCGGAAGUGGUCUUUUGUCGCAUCUCUCGUAAAGCAGAACCAUAAGGACACGAACAGAAGAGGAACUAGUGCAAGGGUUUUGGCCAUCC
Messenger RNA from Seminavis robusta, 1161 nucleotides. NCBI's taxonomy places the organism in Eukaryota, Bacillariophyta, Bacillariophyceae, Naviculales, Naviculaceae. The record is from the annotation of a GenBank genome assembly.